ACGAUGUCAGCAUUACGCAAGUCCAAACUACUCGGCUGACGUCACCCCUAACUUUGAUCCGAUGACUACAUAGCGGCCGGAUGUCGACAGCUUGUGGACGAGUCCACUAUUGCUAUGGGUAACCGCGUCGACAAAAAUGUCUGUUUACUUUCGGUUUUGGACUUCCUGAACAUCAGAUGUUUUAAGUUAUACAAGUCUUCCUAAUUAACACAGAGUUUAUUUCCUUUAUAUUCUAAAAUGAACAUGUUAAUAUUCUUACGUUGCGUAAGACGGGAUGUGACAAUGUUGCGUAGAUCCCUUUGUUUGACCUCACACUAACAGUGACGUCACUGGGAAAUAGAAACACGAAUUGACUUGGCGAAGGCAGGUGCUCGUUCGUUGUGUUUUGACGUCUUUGUUAUUUACAAACGAUGGAUCACUUCAGGACCGAUUCGGACGAUGAUGACAGCGUCAUGGGGACUGAACACGAACCCGAAGUGGUCACUGCCAUACUCUAUUUGAAGGAAUACGCGUCCACGAAAGGGCACAGUGUUCAUAGCAUUUCUCAAAUGCCGCCCGAACAAUUAGCUGAUUACCUGAAAGAUUUCUACACGACAGUGAAAUUCAAGGGAAUUGAAGUCAAAGAUCUCGCUUCUUCUCCGAUUGUGUCUUUAAAAUACCUGCGAACUGGUUUGCACAGGUAUUUCCAAAGGAAUUAUGAUAUUGAUAUUCUGAAAGACGUUUAUUUUGAACAUGCGAACAAGGUGUUUGAUGUCACUUCGCGUGCGACACCAAGGCGCUCGAACAAACUCCGAAUUGAAUUCGACGAUUUGAGGAAAAUUUACAUGGGGCCAGGGAUGAACCUGGACCAGCCAGAUACCUUACAAAACAAACUUUUCUUUGAUGUGAAUCUGUACAUUUGUAACAGAGGAAAAGAUUUCCUGCGUGUUAUGGCAAAAGACGAUUUUGUCAUUUCUAGUGAUGCUGAUGGCCGGCGCUAUGUUUGGCUAAAGUACCAUCCCAAGUUCAGUUUCCGGGAGUUAGUGGGCGGGGUCGCUGAUCCCGACCUCAGCAAUAAUGGGACCCAGAUAGGGGACCGAAUGUUUGAAAGGAAAGGGGAUCCAAGAUGUCCGGUCACCUCAUUCCUGGCGUACUUAUCCCACCUCCAUCCGAUGACCGAAGCAUUCUGGCAGCGUCCAAAGCGGAGUUUUGUUUACGCCGACUAUGUUUGGUAUGACAACACCCCGUUGGGGAACAGCACUCUCAGCAAAAUCAUGACACGGGUUUGCCAGUCUGCUGGUCUGUUCGAAAACUACACAAAUCAUGCUAUUAAAAGUUCAUACAUUCCUGUCAUCCAAAACUUAUGCAAAAUGGACGGAAAGAAGGGUUGUUUACACCCAGAAGUCACAGAGCCCAGAUCGACUGCGUCUCCCUUGGCGACUUGUAGUCAGGGGAUUCGGGAUGUGGAUGACGGGAUGACCGACUCGGGGUCAGUUUGUUCUGAUGUCAAGGACACUGAACCAGAUGACCACACAAUAGGUCUACAACAGGCCAAGAUGAAGGUCCUGGAGAUGGUGCACGGCCUAGGAGUUAAAGACAUCAGGUCAUUCGUUGAUUGGAUGAAAACAUUUCGCGCAGAGAAGGAUGGAGGAGGUUUGGUUGUGUUGUGUAGCCCUGUAGAUCAAACUGUUCAGGAAACUAACUCAAGGACAGGAAGUAGUCUCACAAAGGGGAGUAACUCUUUUAAACUAUCAAAUGGCAGUGGCAGCCGAAGUGGGUCUCCUGCUGGCACCCCACCUGUCCACAGGCAGCGUGAACCAUCCCCAGCUCCACUCUCAACCCCUCGACUUGAUGUUUGUCGGACUCCCAAAGACGGGAAACCGGAAGGUGCUGCAGCUGUCAGUGACUUGGGUAUCGCCAUCAGACAGCUUGACUUUGAUAGUAUCGGAGAUACGUAUGUGUCCACUUCGGAGAUAUAUCCGGUCAAGGUUACCAUUCCAUGUGGGGACACUGUUCUGCUGAACGGUCUGAGAGACAGUGACCAGAUUCUUAUUCACAAUCGGGAAGGUGCACCCCCCAUGUCCGAAUCUGUGCAUUCUCGCAUCUUUUAUUCUCAACAUGAAAUGGAUGUUGCUGUUGUCACUGCACUCCUCAGCACUCGGAACAGCCUUAAAAAAAGUGGUCACAGGUCUUCAUCAGGAUGUGAAAAGUCCGAAAACUGUUCAAAAAUUGAAGAUAAGUACAAGCCCAUGAAAAAGAGAAGCCUGUCCGAUCUGCACGCUGAUUGUUCUAAAGAGGAUUUUGAGUUUCAACCGAACAAGAGACAAUUGAUCUCUAGCAGUCUUACGACUGCCAACUUGCCGGUAUCGCGAGUAUCGGCCACCACCAGCUAUCCUCCUGUGAUCUCAAACGUUCCGGUGUUAAGUUACAUUUCCAGAGGAAUAGGGAUUCCGCAGACACAACGGGAGACCAGGCAAAUGUCUCUCCUGGCGAACAAAAUAACUCCAACUAAUAACUUCAGAAUAAAGACCGAGCCCGUUGAUAAAUAACUAUGGGUCCAUAUAUUGUUUUGUAUUUGAUAUGUUGUAAUACAUGUAAUGUUUAUAUCAUGAUGAUACCGGUGUGUAUGUUGUUU
This is a messenger RNA of Mizuhopecten yessoensis (Yesso scallop), 2614 nucleotides long. RefSeq lists its product as uncharacterized. The transcript has 4 exons. Bases 411 to 2528 code for a protein of 705 amino acids. NCBI's taxonomy places the organism in Eukaryota, Metazoa, Mollusca, Bivalvia, Pectinida, Pectinidae. The record is from RefSeq and is a predicted model, not a curated record.